This is a messenger RNA of Danaus chrysippus (African queen), 1527 nucleotides long. The record is from the annotation of a GenBank genome assembly. Lineage: Eukaryota; Metazoa; Arthropoda; Insecta; Lepidoptera; Nymphalidae.
AUGCGUGUCGAUUCAAAGAUAAUUGUGACGAAAGAAAAACAAGACGAAAAUCUAUAUCAAAGUUUAGCCGAGAGAUCGAAGCAUGAAGAUUUUUUAAGAAAAGCGGUUGAUUUGCUAGUAGAGAGGGUGGUUUUUGGGAGGUCAACGAGGAGUUCUAAGGUUGUGGAGUGGGCUGCUCCAGAGGAAAUCAAGAAGGCGAUUGACCUUAAACCUCGAUCGGGACCUGCGAGUCAUGAUGAGUUGCUAGCAUUCAUGACUAACGUGGCACGUUAUUCUGUGAACACAGGUCACCCCCAUUUCGUGAAUCAACUCUUCUCAUCUGUUGACCCGUACGGUCUGGUUGGACAGUGGUUGACCGAUGCGUUGAACCCAAGUGUUUACACCUUUGAGGUUGCACCAGUUUUUACUUUGAUGGAAGAGGAAGUUUUACGUGAGAUGCGUAAAAUAGUCGGAUGGCCGGAAGGGGAGGGCGAUGGUAUCUUUUGUCCGGGAGGCUCUAUAGCCAAUGGAUACGCGAUCAGCUGCGCUCGUCACCACUUUUAUCCGGAAGUUAAGUAUAAAGGUGUACAUGCAGUUCCGAAGUUAGUGUUAUUUACAUCCGAGCUUGCUCAUUAUUCUACAAAGAAAAUGGCUGCUUUUAUGGGAAUCGGUAGCGACAACUGCAUCACUGUGAAGACGGACAAUGUUGGAAAAAUUAAUACAGUUGAUUUAGAAAUGAAAAUUAAGGAAGCUAUUGAUAAUAAAUGCACUCCAUUUAUGGUCACCGCUACUUCGGGAACUACGGUUUUCGGUGCUUUUGAUCCUUUAGUACCUAUAUCCGAUUUGUGCAAGAAAUACAAUCUUUGGCUCCAUGUUGAUGCAGCUUGGGGUGGAGGAGCACUCAUGUCCAAGAAACAUAGACAUCUCUUAAACGGAAUUGAACUAGCCGAUUCUGUUACAUGGAAUCCACAUAAACUUCUGGCAGCUCCACAACAAUGCUCUACUUUUUUAACCAGGCACAAAAAGGUGCUCAGCGAAGGGCACUCCUCGAACGCCCAGUAUCUUUUCCAAAAAGAUAAAUUCUACGAUACGUCAUACGAUACCGGUGAUAAACAUAUUCAAUGUGGUAGGCGAGCAGACGUCUUGAAGUUUUGGUUCAUGUGGAAGGCAAAAGGGACAGAGGGUUUCGAAAAACACAUAGACAAGCUAUUUGAUAAUGCAAAAUAUUUUCUUGAUCACAUCAAACAAAGAGAAGGCUUCCAGCUUGUUAUAGCAGAACCGCAAUGCACCAACAUUAUGUUCUGGUACGUUCCUAAAUGUCUGCGCGGAUGCGAGAAUGAUGCUGAUUAUUACGAAAGAUUACAUAAGGUGGCGCCUAAAAUAAAAGAACGGAUGAUAAAAGAGGGAAGUAUGAUGGUCACGUAUCAGCCACAAGGUGAUCUCGUGAACUUUUUCCGUAUCGUUUUUCAAAACUCUGCUCUUGACCACAAGGAUAUGGUUUACUUUGCUAAUGAAUUUGAAAGGCUCGGAUCGGACAUGAUUGUCUAA